Molecule: messenger RNA, 924 nt
Organism: Anisakis simplex (herring worm)
Lineage: Eukaryota; Metazoa; Nematoda; Chromadorea; Rhabditida; Anisakidae
Source: the annotation of a GenBank genome assembly
GUUGUGUUAAGCAAAGAUACAUUGGCCUUUGUCAUUGAUAUUAUGGAAGAUGUGUGCGACAAUGCAAAAUCAGCCAAUCCAGAUGACGUUCUAAUAAAAGAAAACGAGAAACCUAGCGAUGCGGAAGACUCUGGCAAUCAUGAUAUUGGAUCAGCUGAUGUGAGCACUCUGAAUGAACCGGAAGCGAAUGGUGCUGAUCAAACGGUCCGUAAAGGAUGCCGUGUUCAACUGCAGAAUCUUCCUCGAUUUAUGGGUUUUAAACAGUUCAAGACAUUCCUCGCCAAAAAUGUCGGGAAAGAGUCUGUGAGGAAGAUUCGGGUCACAUCCGAUACGGCCUACUUCUCGAUGGCCACUCCAGAGGAGGCAUUGGAAGCUGUGCGAAUUCUGAACGAUUGCACAAUCAAGAAAUCGAAAAUCAGCGCUAAAAUCGUCAACGAUGAGCCACCGAAAGGCAGAGAUAUUCAACGAAGCAAUGCCGAUGAAUGUGCAUCAGCAGUUCAAAAGACUGCUCGAGAGAUUGUGACACCAUUUGCUGAUGUGGAGUACAGCGAGCAGUUGCAGUACAAAAUGGCUAAUGCAAGUCGAUUGACGAAAUCGCUCAUUAAUAUGAUGAAAUUCGCCAACAUUAAAGCUGCAUACUCGAUGAACCCAUCCCAUCUCAUCAAACCAAUUCGUCGAUCGCCUCAAAUCGAAGGCUAUCGUAACAAAUGUGAAUUCACGAUUGGUCACGAUUUGGACGAAGCCGUUUGUGUGGGUUUUGUUGGUGGUCGAUUUUCGGCGAGUAAACACUACGUGGUACCGAUCGACACGUGCACGAAUAUCUCUGAACGCAUGAAGAAUAUUGUCUCGGAAUUUCAACAGUUCGUUGCGAAGAGUGGUGAAGAGGUCACUGGUUUCCAUUGUGUUGCACCAAUACAUCGAUAA